Chaetura pelagica (chimney swift) is the source of this 777-nucleotide messenger RNA. Its product is annotated as deleted in malignant brain tumors 1 protein-like. Gene Ontology annotation, cellular component: membrane. NCBI's taxonomy places the organism in Eukaryota, Metazoa, Chordata, Aves, Apodiformes, Apodidae. The record is from RefSeq and is a predicted model, not a curated record.
AUGUUGGUGUUUGAAGGGGACACAAAAGUGAGGCUGGUGAAUGGUGGCAGACACUGUGCUGGGAGAGUGGAGGUGAAACACCAAGGCCAGUGGGGGACUGUGGUCUCCUGGGACAUGGUUGAUGGCAAAGUGGUUUGUAAGCAGCUGGGCUGUGGGUCUGCUGUUGAAAUUCCUCAGUUUGGACAGGUUGUGCCAGGAUCUGGCCCCAUUUUGAUGGGUAAUGUUGACUGUGAUAGCACCGAGUCUGACCUGUCUGCACACAUGGAAGAUGGGGUCAACAAGAAUGUGAUCACAGGAUUUGUCCAGCUGGUUGGAGGGGACAGCCCCUGCUCAGGACGUGUGGAGAUCCAUGAUGGGAACCAGUGGCGAUCUCUCUGUGACUCAGACUUUGAUCCCAAAGCUGCCAGCGUGGUCCACAGGGAGCUGCAGUGUGGUGCAGCCCUGUCUGUGCCCAGGGCAUCUCACUUUGGAGAAGAUGAGUCGGCAUCCCUGCAGCUGGUGGAUGGAGGGAGACGAUGCAAUGGGCAAUUGGAGAUCUUCCAAUGUGGGACAUGGGCCAGAGUUCUGGAUGACCAGUGGGACAUGCAGGAGGCCCACGUGGUCCGGCUGGUGAGCGGCCCUGGGCGCUGCGCCGGGAGAGUGGAGAUCUACUACCAGGGCAGCUGGGGAACUGUCUGCGAUGACGGCUGGGACCUGCCUGACGCGGCCGUCGUUUGCCACCAGCUGGGCUGCGGGGAGGCCCUGGAGGCCCGUGGCUCUGCCGGGUUUGGGGCAGGC